AUGUCCUUCCCCACUCAAUACCACGAAAUCAUCCUCAAAAACAAGCCGUUCAGGGACGUCAAUCUCUCGUGGGGCCAACCGGAUUCCACUUUUGAACUCAAGACCCACCCCCUUGAUAAAGCCGAUGUCAAGGAUAACCAAGUGGUGGUAAGACUGAUAUUAUUCUCUAAUGACCCUACGCAAAGACUGUGGAUCCAAAAAGGUCUUGACCCUAAGAGAAUGUACAUCGAGCCCGUCCAUGAAGGUGAGCGCAUGAAGUCGACCGCGUUGGCGGAAGUCAUUUACUCCAAGAAUGAAGGGUACAAAGAAGGCGACAUCGUGUUGGCAUUUCUGGGGUGGGCUGAUUACGCUAUCUUGAGCCCCGAACAGAUCAAUUCGAAGAUUCCCGCUCAACAAGGGGUGCCUUUGCUGGCAUACUUGUCGGCUCUCGGUAUGACUGGUCUCACUGCAUACUUUGGUACCACCAAAGUGGGCCAAUUACAAAAGGGUCAAACCAUCAUUGUCUCGGCCGCCCUGGGGGCCACCGGUUCCAUGGUGGUCCAAGUAGCCAAGCACCUUGUAGGCGCCAAAAAAGUGAUUGGUUUCGCUGGCUCUGAUGACAAGUGCAAGUGGGUGGAACUGAUUGGGGCUGACGUUUGUCUCAAUUACAAAACUGGCGACUUGGCCAAAAAGCUCGAUGAAGCGCUCGAUGGCGAAUACGCCGAUGUUUACUACGACAAUGUUGGUGGCGAACAACUCGAUCUUUGUUUGACUCGGGUAAAGCCGUUCGGCAGAGUCGUUGCAUGCGGUGCUAUUUCCGGUUACAACGAUCACACAAAAAUGAGUGUCAACCGUUGGGCUGAGAUUAUCAUCAAUCGGUUGACCGUUCAAGGGUUCAUUGUGUUUGACUUUGCCAAGGACUAUCCUCAAGGUUUGACCGCUUUGGGUGAAGGGGUUAAGGAGGGCAAGAUCAAGAAUGAAGUGGAUGUUGUUGACCUUGAAGGUGACAUCAAGAAGAUUCCCGAAGUGUGGAACCGUUUGUUUAUCGGGAAGGGUCCUGGGAAAUUGGUCACCAAACUUUAA
Diutina rugosa is the source of this 1062-nucleotide messenger RNA. RefSeq names its product MDR family NADP-dependent oxidoreductase. The transcript has a single exon. NCBI's taxonomy places the organism in Eukaryota, Fungi, Ascomycota, Pichiomycetes, Serinales, Debaryomycetaceae. Bases 1 to 1062 code for a protein of 353 amino acids. Gene Ontology annotation, molecular function: oxidoreductase activity, acting on the CH-CH group of donors, NAD or NADP as acceptor. The record is from RefSeq and is a predicted model, not a curated record.